UUUUUUUUUUAUUCAGUGGGUGUGGCUUAUAUUCAGGUGCGCUUAAUAGUCCGGAAAUUACGGUACUUAAUGUCCAUGCGAAGCACAUCUUCCUACCCGUCUUUAGAUUCCCUAUAAGAAAAUAUUUGAGUGUAAGCAAAGUAACUCCACUAGUCAUGCAUUAUGAUACAGUAGAUAAUCAUGUGUCCUAUGUAUCAGAUCAUUUAAAUGUAAUUAAUAGUAUAUCUUCAUUUAGAAUAAACAAACUUAGUUGUCAUUGUCUUGUUUUUCUUUACAGAUGCCAUCUUUCAGAAGAAAAAUAGCCACGUUGGUUUACAGAGACCUGACUAGAGGCGUGAUAGCACGUACACCCUUGCCACCAACUUGGAUCGAGUAUAUUAUAACCAUGAAGACACUGAAAGAAAUUGAUCACCUCCAAACGUCUGGCUUUGGUAGACCCCGGCCUAGACACGGCCUUCAUCUCCUUCACUGGUUCGCCCAUGACUACGUCAAAAUCAACAUAAAGGGUGAAAUGGUGACAGUGCGAAACCCCAAGAAGAAGGUGUUUGGCUUUCACCGCUUCUUUGACAACAUAGUGGAGCAUGAUGGCCAACGUAACCAACUGCUACGAGACCAGGGUUUACCGUACUACCAAGUGGGAAAUCUGAAAGGCCCACGAUCUAAGAACAUGCCGGAUUAUGUCAGCGAAAACCACACAAGACAAAAUGACGACAGCAACAUAGACCGAAUUAUCAUUAGCCUCAAGUCAGACCUGGUGUUGGACAAGAUCUACGUGACCCAACAUGAUCAUUACAGAGGUGCUUUUGACCCCCAGCACACCUAUCGCAUCAGUAAGGGGCUGAUCAGUAUCAUCCGUAAUCUGGAGCUGGAUGAACUCCUGGAGCAGACUGGAUACUCUUAAGACUUUCCCCCCUGGCCAAGGGCAUAUAGACAGAGGCAUCGUACACAUCAUAAUUUUUUUAACCUAAUUUCUUAUGGUCAAAGUGAAAUAUUUAUUUUCUUACAAAUGUAUACUAGGCAUAUAUGAGGUCAUGUCUUCGAUAUUCCCCAUCCAUUAUGUGUUGUAGGAAAUUGUUAAUGUUUUUAUUUAGAUAAAGGGCCUUGUUUUCAGAUGUUUCACAUCUUGCCACAUUUUUUUGUUAUUUUUCCCCAACAAUUUCACCUGCAAUAUUUAUUGCCACACUAGUCGGAACUAGGAAACUGUUAUUAUAUAUGUGCCGCGUUCAACCAAUUAGCAAGUCAGAAAUGUCUGAGUUUCCUAGUUCUGACUAGCACAUGAACACGGCAUACGUGUGUAAGUGUGUGUGUGUGUGUGUGUGUGUGUAUGUUUCUA
Messenger RNA from Salmo salar (Atlantic salmon), 1333 nucleotides. RefSeq lists its product as uncharacterized. NCBI's taxonomy places the organism in Eukaryota, Metazoa, Chordata, Actinopteri, Salmoniformes, Salmonidae. The record is from RefSeq and is a predicted model, not a curated record.